This is a messenger RNA of Chelonoidis abingdonii (Abingdon island giant tortoise), 2675 nucleotides long. The record is from RefSeq and is a predicted model, not a curated record. Lineage: Eukaryota; Metazoa; Chordata; Testudines; Testudinidae.
GCCUCUCGAGUCAGUAGAGGACAGAGUUUCCAAGUGUGCAGCUUGUUUGACUUUUUUUUCUUCUUCAGCGGAAGACCCUUAAAAAACCCAGUGACUUUAUUUUUGGUUGGAAAAAACAAAGGUUCUGUUUUGUGGUGUACAUCCCCCACCCCCGAAAUGGUAAUUAAACGUUGAAUCAUGUGGCUAGUCUAGAGAGAACACAGCAGCAUGGAUUGAUAAAUUCCACAGCAUGCUUUCCACUAUUUAAAAGGAACACAGACUGAAUGGUGAGAGAGGGAAGGUGAUGUGUAUCUGGAUGGAGCAUUUUUCACCUCUCUAGAGCCCCUGUCUGAAUACAGCACGGACUGGUUGCCAUGAGUAGAGUGCUGAUUCUCCUCGCCCUCAGUUUUAAAUCAGGAAUAACUCCCACUGCUAUGAGAAAAGAAUUGGGCCCAGAAAAUUACCAUCUGACAGGUGUUUGGUGGCCUGUGUGAAAAGAAUAGUGGUUUCCUAGAGAAUAAGUGUCUAUAUCAGAGACAUCAAUCAAGUGGUCGUGGAGACAGGAUUCCCCUACAGGCCCUGGAGUUGGUGAGUCUGGAUUGGGGUGAGGCACAGUAUCUGGGAGACAGUGGGAUGGAGAAAACUUUCAUUGCAGCUGCCUCUGUAGAGAACCAGAAGAACUCCGCUUCCAGCUCUAUCAAAGUUUAGCAGCAAAAGAGAAAGGAGACAGAACAGCAUGGGGCAGGGGUGGGACGGGGCAGGGUAGGGGGUUGGAGCAUGGAAUUGUGGGACUGGGUGACUGGUGAAAGUCCUACCUGUGGCUUUAUCCUGUUUCAGUAUUUCUGGUGUGAGUGUGGCACAGGCAUCAAUCUAAUUAUUAAAAAAGGAGAAGUUGUUCCAAUUGCAGCAGCAUGCAGAUGUCAGCUGAAAACCCAAGAGGCCAUUUAUGGUUUGUGGGACUAAUGGCUGCUGCAUUGUUGUUUAACCCCCAGCCAUGUGCUCAGGGCUGUACAAGAGUCUCAGACACUGCCAGUUCCUGCCCUGUAGUGCUUACAGACUAAAAGGCACACAGGGAAAAUAGCAGUUGGGAGGGCAGGAACGCUUCACAUCCAUGACCCGGCUGUACUACAGAGAGGCAUCGGCCUGCAUUAUCAUGUUUGAUGUCACUAACUUCAGCACGUUCAGCAACAGCCAGAGGUGGAAGCAUGAUUUGGACAGCAAGCUCACGCUGCCAGGUGGAAGCCCGGUGCCCUGCUUGCUGCUGGCUAAUAAGUGUGACCUUUCGCCAUGGGCAGUGACCAGGGAAGAGAUUGAUCGGUUCAGCAAAGAGAACGGUUUCUCUGGCUGGACUGAAACAUCUGUCAAGGAAAACAAGAAUAUUAAUGAGUCUAUGAGAGUCCUUAUUGAAAAGAUGAUGGCAUCGUCCACGGGUGAUGGAGACCUCUCUGUUUCUGGCCGCGGGGAUUAUAUUAACAUAAAAGAUGCUUCCCCACCUGGCUGGGGAUGCUGUUAGCUUUGCUCACUUCUCCGUCUGCAUCAGAGCAAAAGGGAAUGUCUUUUUUCACUGAUAAUUGGCUUUAUUAAGUGAUGAAGAAUUGUCUCCUGUUCAGCACACACUGACUCUCAGUAAAGCAUUGCUGUCAAUGAUUGUGGGAGAAUUCCUCUUUAUUCCAACAUCGUGGCCACCUAAAGCUAUCUGCUGCUUGUAUCGUCUUGUUAACCCAAACCAUGCAGCCGAACACUUCUGAAGUAAGAGUACUCCACUUACUUCUGAAACAAGUGACUGGACUUGAGGGGGAACGGUAAUAUUUCAAUAUAUACCACUAACUCCCAGCUAUACACAGAGGGAUUGUUCCAGAAGGGACAGUUACAAUGAUCUUCUGUUCUGAAAGUGAAGAUCUAGCGAUUUGCGCGUGUCUCCUGAUUCCUAACAUGGUGUUACAGUAACUCCUCAUUAUUUCACACUCUGGAUCUGCGUAUGACUAAUGUAUCUGUUGUUGAAAUGCCUAGAACUCUUUGUCAGUUGUGGCAAUCACCUUGGGCUGAAAGAAGACACUUACGGGUAGCCACAAUACCUACUAGCAACCACUGUGGUGUCGCCUGAUGUGCAAAGUGGAUUGGUGUGAAUUUGGGAGAUUCUAUAGCACAGCUUUCAUGUGUGUACAUUGACUGCAGUGCUUAAUUUGUCCCUGUCUUCUGCUCUGUCUCAAGAAUUGUCCAAUUGCCUUUUGCCAGUUAUCCCUCUGCCCCAUACAUUUAACUCUUCUGAUGCCACUUUAUUAGGGCCUCCAGCAGUGAAUGAGAAAAAGGUUGUAAACCCUCUUGUGUUGUAGAACAGUACUCUUUGCUUUUAUAGCACCUUCCAUUCUGUGAUCUCAAAUAGCUUUACAAAUGCUGAUGAAUUACUUCCUUGCAACCAUUCUGCAGCGGUGAGUUAAAGUCUUUGGUGGAAGUCGUGGUGUGCUCACUGAAAGCCCAACUGCUGCUUUUAGUGAUCCUAGGAAAAGCAAAGAAAGGGACUUAACUGGUCAGAAGGAAAUAAUGGAGAAAACUCCUCUUUGCCCUUUUGAUGCCUGUUAUUCUCCCUGCAUAUUCUACAUGUGAUCAUGGGUGCUGACUGACUUUUGGGCAAAAACGUUCAGAUGUUUUCAUAAAAGCACGUUUGGCAGUUUCCAAAGGAGUUAAUAUAGAUCUCA